AUGAAUCCUCCAAGCCCCAAAAAUCUGUCCUCUGAAUCCUCUCCCAAGUCCUACUUGAAUCCUUCAAGUUCUCUGAUUCGUUCAGAGUACCCAAAGAAUCCUCCAUGUCCUCUGAAUCCUCCAAACCGUCCCCCCGAAAUCCUCCAAGCCCCCAGAAUCACACCUCUAAGUACCUCCGAAAUCCUCCAAGUCCCCCCAAAUCCUCUAAAGGUCCCUCCGAAUCCUCCAAGUCCUCUGAAUCCUUCAAGUCCCCCAAAUCCUCCAAGCCCUCGGAAUCCUCCAAGUCCCCCGAAUCCUCCAAGUCCUCCAGAUCCUCCAAGUCCUCUGAAUCCUUCAAGUCCCCCAAAUCCUCCAAGUCUCCUGAAUCCUCCCUCCAAGUCCCCUGAAUCUUCCAAGUCCCCUGAAUUCUCCAAGUCCUCCAAAUCCUCCAAGUCCCACGAAUCCUCCAAGUCCUCUGAAUCCUCCAACAGGUAUCCCGCAAUCCCUCGAAGUCCUUCUGAAUCCUCCAAGUCCUCUAAAUCCUCCAAGUCCCCAAAUCAUCCAAGUCCCCCGAAUCCUCCCACAAAGUCCUCCUCAUCCUCUAAGCCUCCUGAAUCCUCCAAGUCCUCCGAAUCCUCCUUGUCCUCUAUAUUGUCCAAGUCCUCUGAAUCCUUCAAGUCCCCUGAAUCUUCAGAGUCCCCUUAA
Messenger RNA from Macrobrachium nipponense, 684 nucleotides. RefSeq lists its product as uncharacterized. The record is from RefSeq and is a predicted model, not a curated record. The transcript has 3 exons. The coding region runs from base 1 to 684 and encodes 227 amino acids. Lineage: Eukaryota; Metazoa; Arthropoda; Malacostraca; Decapoda; Palaemonidae.